AUGCCAGUAUGUCGCCUGGCAUCAGCUGUGUCCCCUCUCCCCUGCCUUGCUCUCGGGCUGGUACAGGAAGCUGCCUGGCACGCCAGCAGCUCGGGAGCAAACAGCGGCGUCAGCAAGCAGGAAGCGCUGCCCCAGCCCGGGGCGCCCGGGCCCGAGGGGGUGCGCGGCGGCCCCCCCGCGCUCCGGGCCCCGCUGCGGGAUGCAGCACCGGGAUGCGCCGCCGCGGUUCCCCCCUCCCAUCCCGCCGGGCGCUCGGCGCCGGGGGGGGGGCACGGCGGCGGCGCGCGCGCUGCCUUCAGCCCCCCCCUUCCUCCUCCUCCUCCUCUUCCUCCUCCUCCUGCGGGAGCGCGCUCGCCCGGCCGGGAGCGAGCAGCCGGCGGGAGGAUGCUGCAAACGGCGGCGGAGCCGGGCGGCUGGGCAGGCAUGAAGAGACCCCUGAGCCCGUCCCACAACCCCGAGAACGGGGUGCGGCUGGUGGAGGCGGCCAGCUGCCUGCCGAGCCAGCCCGAGCAGCGCAUGAAGCGGGAGAAGAAGCACCAGUCGUUCACGCUCUGUGAGGUCUGCAACAUCCAGCUCAACUCGGCCGCGCAGGCGCAGAUCCACUACAACGGCAAGUCCCACCAGAAGCGCCUCAAGCAGCUCAACAAGGGGAAGAUGCCGGCAGCCCAAGGUCCCUCCGGACACAGCAGCCCCCUCUUAGCAUCGUUGCCUAUCCCUGGCCGUCCCCUUCAUCCCCCCUUGGACAUCAAGCACUUUCUGACCUUCAGGCUCAACGGAACGUCACCGCUCAACCUCUUCCCCAACUUCAACACGAUGGACCCGGUGCAGAAGGCGGUGAUCAGCCACACCUUCGGCGUGCCCGCACCGCUCAAGAAGAAGCAGUUCAUCUCCUGCAACAUCUGCCACCUGCGCUUUAACUCUGCGAACCAGGCAGAAGCCCACUACAAGGGGCACAAGCACGCGCGGAGGCUGAAAGCCAUCGAGGCCAUGAAGAACAAGCAGAAGGUGGCAGGGGCUGCGGCAGUGGCUGCCAGCCGGGACGGCACAGCCGACUUCGCGCCCAGCCCCGAGGGCAGCGGGGAGCCCGGCAGCACAGCUCAAGCCAACGGCCUGCAGGAGCCGGAGGGUGAGUGCAGCAGCCUGGGGCUGAUGCCCGGUGCCGAGGAGUCGCCCGUGGAGCUGUCGGGCAGCGUCGCCCCGCUGGGCUCCCCGCCGGCCUCGGAGCUGUCGGAGGGCACCUCAGACGCCGCCAGCGUGGCCUCCUCGGCCGCGCAGGCAGCCGAGGCGCAGGCAGCAGAGGCGCAGGCAGCCGAGUCGGGCAGCAGCGUCAGCUCGGCCCCUGAGAGCGAGAAGGAGGGGAAGAAGAGCAAACAGCACCUGUACUGUCCCACCUGCAAAGUGACCGUCAACUCCCUGUCCCAGCUGGAGGCUCACAACACCGGUGCCAAGCACAAGUCGAUGCUGGAAGGUCACAGCACCCAGAUGCGGCGAGGCCGAGGCAAGCUCCUCUCCCGGGCAGGACACAAGUCCAAGCGGAUUGGCAACAAGGGCAGCAUCAACAUCCAGAACAAGGCGUUUCACUGCCAGGUGUGCGAGAUCUACGUGAACUCGGAGACCCAGCUCAAACAGCACAUGAGCAGCCGGAGGCACAAAGACAGGCUGGCGGGGAAGCCGCCCAAGCCCAAGUACAGCCCCUACAACAAGCUGCAGAAGAAUGCUGCCCUCGCAGUGAGUAUUCUCAAGUCCAAGCUGGCUUUGCAGAAGCAUCUCACCAAAACCCUGGCGACCCGCUUCCUGCCGAGCCCGCUCACUGCGGCUGCCGUCUGCGCCAUGCCUGGCCCCCUCGCCCUGAGACCAGCCGCUGCCACCACCCUCUUCCAAGCCCCGAUCCUCGGACCAGCCCUUUUCCGAACGCCACCAGCCCACGUCCGCACCACGCCGGGCCCCAUCGUCUUCGCGCCCUACUAG
Molecule: messenger RNA, 1968 nt
Organism: Gavia stellata (red-throated loon)
Lineage: Eukaryota; Metazoa; Chordata; Aves; Gaviiformes; Gaviidae
Gene: ZNF385C
Product: zinc finger protein 385C
Exons: 11
Coding region: 1-1968 (655 amino acids)
Cellular component (GO): nucleus
Molecular function (GO): zinc ion binding; nucleic acid binding
Source: RefSeq, a predicted model, not a curated record